Messenger RNA from Saccostrea cuccullata (small rock oyster), 589 nucleotides. RefSeq lists its product as uncharacterized. The record is from RefSeq and is a predicted model, not a curated record. Bases 15 to 503 code for a protein of 162 amino acids. NCBI's taxonomy places the organism in Eukaryota, Metazoa, Mollusca, Bivalvia, Ostreida, Ostreidae. The transcript has 6 exons.
UACAUAAAGUCAAGAUGGCACGUUUUCCAGCUCAGGAAAUAUUUUCUCUUUGCAUAUUGGUCGUGUUUUUAUUGUUUGAGGAAUGUCACGCUCACCUUUGUCUUAUAAGUCCUGCACAAAGAGGUUCUCUUGCGGGAAUUAACAAAGAAGGUAAUGAUAACUGCUUCCAAGUUAAAGGACCUUGUGGAAAACUCCCAGAGAGUAAAGAUGGUGUUAUUGUAAGACCAGGGCAAAUGUUGAGUGUAACAUUUCAGAAGAAUUUGGACCAUUUUCUGAGUUCUUCUCCUGGUAACUUUACAGUUGGCUUUGGACGUGCCACCACAUUUCAGACACUUACUACGAUACCAGACAAGGGAGAGAAAUCAUUGACUCUGUACACAGCUCUGGUGAAAAUCCCGCUGGUGAAAGGAAACUAUGCUAUUCAGGUGAUAUACAACACCAAUAACCCUAAAGCUCCACCACAGUUUUUCCAGUGUGCAGAUAUCAUGGUAGGAAAUCUGUAAAAGUCUGACAGAUACACACACAGAUGAAGAACAUUCCUUUAAGAUACUGUUUUUUCUGUCUUAAUCAAUAAUCAUUGAUCUGUUAA